Molecule: messenger RNA, 1650 nt
Organism: Alligator sinensis (Chinese alligator)
Lineage: Eukaryota; Metazoa; Chordata; Crocodylia; Alligatoridae
Gene: AP3M2
Product: adaptor related protein complex 3 subunit mu 2
Exons: 8
Biological process (GO): endocytosis; intracellular protein transport
Cellular component (GO): clathrin adaptor complex; cytoplasmic vesicle
Source: RefSeq, a predicted model, not a curated record
CGCUCCGUCUGCGACUACUUCUUCGAGGCGCAGGAGCGCGCGUCCGAGGCGGAGAACGUGCCGCCCGUCAUCCCCACGCCGCACCACUACCUGCUCAGCGUCUACCGCCACCGCAUCUUCUUCGUGGCCGUCAUCCAGAGCGAGGUGCCGCCGCUCUUCGUCAUCGAGUUCCUGCACCGCGUCGUCGACACCUUCCAGGAUUAUUUUGGCGUCUGCUCAGAGGUGGUGAUCAAAGACAAUGUGGUGGUGGUUUAUGAGGUCCUGGAGGAGAUGCUGGACAAUGGAUUCCCUCUGGCUACCGAGUCCAACAUCCUGAAGGAGUUGAUAAAGCCCCCCACCAUUCUGCGGACAGUUGUCAACACCAUCACAGGAAGCACCAAUGUGGGAGACCAGCUCCCUACAGGCCAGCUCUCAGUGGUGCCGUGGCGCCGGACUGGGGUGAAGUAUACCAACAACGAGGCGUAUUUUGAUGUGAUUGAGGAGAUAGAUGCCAUCAUCGACAAGUCGGGUUCCACAAUUACUGCCGAAAUCCAAGGGGUGAUUGAUGCUUGUGUCAAGCUGACAGGGAUGCCGGACCUCACUCUCUCCUUCAUGAACCCCCGAUUGCUGGAUGAUGUCAGCUUCCAUCCUUGCGUGCGUUUCAAACGCUGGGAGUCGGAACGGAUUCUAUCUUUCAUCCCACCUGAUGGGAAUUUCCGUCUGCUCUCCUACCAUGUCAGUGCUCAGAACUUGGUGGCCAUUCCUGUUUAUGUUAAACACAACAUCAGUUUCCGUGACAGUAGUUCUCUGGGACGCUUCGAGAUCACCGUAGGACCCAAACAGACAAUGGGGAAGACUGUAGAAGGGGUGAUAGUCACUAGCCAGAUGCCAAAAGGUGUCUUAAACAUGAGCCUCACUCCCUCUCAGGGAACGCACACUUUCGACCCAGUGACAAAGCUGCUGUCAUGGUAGGUAGGGGAAAUAAACCCCCAGAAGCUGCCGAGUUUGAAGGGGACCAUGAGCCUCCAAGCGGGGGCCUCCAAGCCUGACGAAAAUCCCACUAUCAACCUGCAGUUUAAAAUUCAGCAGCUGGCUAUCUCUGGGCUGAAGGUGAAUCGCCUGGAUAUGUAUGGGGAGAAGUACAAACCCUUCAAGGGCAUAAAAUAUAUGACAAAGGCUGGCAAGUUCCAAGUCCGAACAUAGAGGCAUCUGAGAGUGAGGGAAGAACCACAAGCAUUCUUUUUUUUUUUUUUCUCCUUUUCACUCCUUCCCCCAUGUUCACAGCUGUUGGCUUCUUCCUUUACCCAUUGUCACCCCUGCUGGGCCCAUGUCUUAGGCUUGGGUUCCCCUGGAACGCUAGUGCUGAUGUGGUCAGGGAGGUGGCCAUGUAGAGGGGAAAGGGGCCAAUCAGGUAGCAUCUGUCGUAGCAGAGUCCUGAAUUCUCAGAUGGGGCAGAGGAGAAAUGAAAUGUCAGGUCCAUGGGAUUGGUACUUCAGAUAAGUAGGCUCCACUCCUGGCACCUCGCCCUGCUCCCCAGUGGAACCACUGGUGCCAACUCCCCCCCCACCCCCCCCACCCCACCCCACACACACCAUAGAGUCUGUGCUCAGCUGGCUGGUGUCUUUCCACAGGUGGCACAAGACUUGGUUUGAAAGAGCUGAGUUCCCAGUU